AUCGCCCCACAAUUCAAGCCGCCCGCUUCCUUGCUUGCAUGGUGACUUGUGCCCACGUGCCCAUGUGCAUGGACCGCCUCCCUCAGUCGUGCAGGCAUGGGUGCCUAUGGGCGAGGCUACCCGAUGCCAAAUGCUGCCAAUGGAUAAGGGGGUAACAUGUGGACAUUUUAGUUUUCAGAAGGCCCUAUGCUUGUUGUCUUCACCUGGAGCACUAUUGUAAAAUGUUGUCACGAUUGUGCCUUACUGCAUAGUUUUGUUCACUUUUCUUUUAUUGAACUGCAGGUUCCGCAUGAGCUAUCUCCUCACUUGGGUGAUUUUGUCCGUGUCAGAACAGGCAUGCAGAUUGUCAUACAAGCUGGAUUACUGAAAGAAGGUUUUUGUGCAGUCCAGGAUGAGAGUGCAGGUUUGGUAGUCUCUGUUGUAGAUCCACAGCCCGGUGAGAUUAUUGUUGAUUGUUGUGCUGCUCCAGGAGGAAAAACCCUUUUUAUUGCAUCCUGUUUGAGUGGCCUAGGUAUGGUAUCUGCUAUCGACAUAAAUAAAGGCCGGUUGAGAAUACUUAGAGAGACAGCCAAGUUGCACAAAGUUGAUGAUGUCAUCACUGUUGUCCAUGCUGAUCUUCGGACAUUUGCUGUAACUCUUUAUCACAUGAAAAGUGGGAGGUUAUUUUUGCAGCUUGAGGUAUCUAACUUCUUGCUGUUUUCUUUCUUUUAUCAGGACAAUAAUCAUGUGAAGUUUGAUAAAGUUUUGCUGGAUGCUCCUUGCUCUGGAUUGGGUGUUCUGUCGAAGAGAGCAGACUUGCGAUGGAAUAGGAAAUUGGAAGAUAUGGAAAAACUUAAAGAUUUACAAGAUGAACUUCUCGAUGCAGCUUCCAUGUUGGUGAAGCCUGGUGGAGUACUAGUGUAUAGUACAUGCUCCAUUGAUCCCGAGGAAAAUGAAGAGAGGGUGGCUGCAUUUCUUCGUAGGCAUCCAGUAAGAGCUACCAUGCUCUGUCUUGACAUGCUUUCUUUCUAUGUUUACACUUCUGAGAAAUACACUAAAAAGUAA
Ilex paraguariensis (yerba mate) is the source of this 1044-nucleotide messenger RNA. The record is from the annotation of a GenBank genome assembly. Lineage: Eukaryota; Viridiplantae; Streptophyta; Magnoliopsida; Aquifoliales; Aquifoliaceae.